AUGGAAUUUUCUGAUGAUAUCACCCUAGCUACGCACAAAGCAAAUUGCUUUCGAGGUCUAGUACGUGUGCAUCUUGACUGUCUACAAUUCGAACACCAGUUAUUUUUGAAUAAGCAUCGCGAAGUAUCCCCUCAAAAUGUUCGCAGACUCCAGAAGAUCUUUGAAAAGACAGGAUGCCUAAGACUUCAAGACGAGAACGUUAUUGAUGCCGUCGUAGAGAACGACCGUCUCGACGCUGCGCUACGUGCUAUUGGUCUUUCUAUUGAAGCUCUUCAGAAUAUCCGCUCACCUAAAGAUGCUCCAACUUUGAACCUCAGAGAACUAAAAUGUCUCAAUGGAUUACAUCGCAUAAGAGCAGCGGAUCAGUUCUUAGAUGAGAAUGACAAGUGGUGGGUUGUUAGACUAUUCUCAAGGGAAACUCCGACUCCCAUCCUCUGUCACAUUGUUGAGUCAUAUAAAAACGAGCAAAGGCCGUCAGACGGAGAAAUAUUCCGUAGAAUACGAUUGUAUCACCGAGAAAACAAAGUCGAAGCGGAAAGAAAAUGGUGGGCAAGGCUUGACAACUCAAAACCUAAGGAUCUACGUCAGCUUUUCAAAAGGACGGAAAUUAUAUCUAGCUUCGAUAAGCUUCUUGAGAUGCCAGGCCUUUGGGCGAAAGUACAGCUUGGUGCUCUCCAUAGACUUCUCACUUUGAAAUGCGAUGAGGAGAUGGCCUAUUAUCUUAACCACGUAUCGAAGGUUUGGACAAAGAUUUUGACUUGUAGAAACAUCACUCUACCGUUCUCUGCGGUCGAUACAGUUACUGUGGACAAUCUCGAGUCAUUGGCACCUAAGAAUUCCUCCGUUGACAAGGCAUUUGUUAUGGAUCUGUUCGAGCGAAAUAUAGUAUUCCCUUCUCUAUUGGAUAGUCAAAUUCGUCGAGAACUAGCAGAAAACAUAUGCGCUUCCGAAGGCCUCAUACCAUCGCUUUGGACAUUUUUCGAGACGCUCAAAUACAUCGAACCAAUAUGUGAGGUACUGAAGAAAUUAAUUGGCGGUAAUAUGAAGCGCACAAUACGCUCAAGCUUGAUGGGCUGCUACUUUCCCCCAGAGAAGAGAUAUAUUCAAGUUGCAAAGUUUAGAGAGGCAGAGAUUACGUCGCUGUUAAGUCAAGAGGAAGCAGCCUGGAUCUCAUAUGUGGAAUUGUGGGCCUUCUGUGGUCGCUAUUUUAACAAACUCUCUUCUUUCACACCAAAAAAAGAAAGCGGUGAAGAAAAGCCGAUAGUAGAAGGACCAAACCCAGUACUCUGGCAACAUCUAGCAGACUUCUCCAUCUCGCGUGGUUUCAAGACAAAAUCGGCCCAGAAGCUAGCGAACUCCGACCCUUAUACUGAACUAGCUCAGGAAUAUCUUCGCAAAUCAAGCCCGUUGUCCUCAUCAUCUCAUGAAAGACAGGUCCAGGAGGUCGUACGCGCUAGCAGAAUAGUAGAAGAUGACUCACAGCAGCCCCAGUUAGUAGCUUCUGGUCAUUUAGAGAAAGAAAGGCGAAAUGGUCGACCUUAUGAGAACGACUUACGCAUGGACGAGCAGAACUUAUAUCUCCCAAACAUAUACAACAGCCGAGAACCUACAGAAGCAGGUUGGACAUUGAUACGACGUGACGUUUUCAAGUCUCUUUUUGGGAACCUUACUGUAGAGGUAUGCAUCCUGGUCAGCAGUAUAUACUUGGUGUCUCUAAUAUUUACUAGCACAAUGAUGUUCAGUACCCCAUAUUUGUACAAAGUCUCGCUUCUGAUACCGAUGGAAUGGAUCUCGAAACAGAAGAUCUACAUAUAUCCAGCGAGAUACAAGGUCUGA
Bipolaris maydis ATCC 48331 is the source of this 1836-nucleotide messenger RNA. RefSeq lists its product as uncharacterized. The record is from RefSeq and is a predicted model, not a curated record. Lineage: Eukaryota; Fungi; Ascomycota; Dothideomycetes; Pleosporales; Pleosporaceae.